This is a messenger RNA of Enhydra lutris kenyoni (northern sea otter), 1995 nucleotides long. Its product is annotated as GRAM domain containing 1C. Gene Ontology annotation, molecular function: sterol transfer activity; sterol binding. Bases 1 to 1995 code for a protein of 664 amino acids. The transcript is spliced from 19 exons. Gene Ontology annotation, cellular component: plasma membrane; endoplasmic reticulum membrane; endoplasmic reticulum-plasma membrane contact site. The record is from RefSeq and is a predicted model, not a curated record. NCBI's taxonomy places the organism in Eukaryota, Metazoa, Chordata, Mammalia, Carnivora, Mustelidae. Gene Ontology annotation, biological process: intracellular sterol transport.
AUGGAGGGCGCUUUGACUGUCCGCCAGGUAAUAAACGAAGGGGAGUCAAGCUUUGCUGCUGAGCCCCAGGAAGAGUUAGAGGAGAAUCCUGGUCCAGUUGUGGAUGAGAGUAAUACAGUUUCAGCAAAAAAACAGGGACCAAAUUUACAUAACUGGAGUAGUGACUGGAGCUUUUGGAUUUCAAGUUCCACCUAUAAAGACAGGAAUGAGGAAUACAAAAGACAAUUUACACAUUUACCUGAUACAGAGAAGCUAAUAGCAGAUUAUGCUUGUGCUCUUCAGAGGGACAUUUUGCUUCAGGGACGUCUAUAUCUUUCAGAAAACUGGCUGUGUUUCUAUAGCAACAUCUUCAGAUGGGAAACUACGAUUUGUAUUGCAUUAAAGAACAUAACCUUCAUGACUAAGGAGAAAACUGCUCGACUCAUCCCAAAUGCUAUCCAGAUUGUUACAGAGGGUGAAAAGUUUUUCUUUACAUCUUUUGGUGCCAGAGAUAGAAGUUACCUCAGUAUCUUUAGGUUGUGGCAGAAUGUACUGUUAGACAAGAGCUUGACCAGACAGGAAUUCUGGCAGCUGCUCCAGCAGAACUAUGGCAAUGAGCUAGGCUUAAAUGCUGAAGAGAUGGAAAACUUGUCUCUGUCGAUCGAGGAUAAUGCACAGCCCAGAAGUCCAGGAAGAAGUAGCUUGGAUGACUGUGGGGAGAGAGAUGAAAAAUUUUCCAAGUCCAUCAGUUUUACCCGAGAAUCAGUUAAUCGGGUUUCAGAAGCAGAGUCAAUUGAUGGAAAUCCACCAAAAGGGGGGCUAGAGAAAGAGGAACCCCAAAAUGAGAAACAGAUGAAAAAGAGUUCUUUACUAACUUCAGAAAAGAGAUUAAGCAGAGUGCCGUCAAAAUCACUGGACUUGAAUAAAAAUGAAUAUCUUUCUCUGGAUAAAAGCAGCACUUCAGAUUCUGUUGAUGAAGAAAAUGUUCCUGAGAAAGAUCUUCAUGGAAGACUUUAUAUCAACCGUGUUUUUCGUAUCAGUGCUGAAAGAAUGUUUGAAUUGCUCUUCACCAGUUCACGCUUUAUGCAGAGAUUUGCCAAUUCUAGGAAUAUAAUCGAUGUAGUGUCCACCCCUUGGAAAGUAGAACCUGGAGGUGAUCAACUGAGAACCAUGACCUACACUAUAGUCCUUAAUAAUCCACUUACUGGAAAGUGCACUGCUGCCACUGAAAAACAGACACUGUAUAAAGAAAGUCGGGAAGCACAAUUUUAUUUGGUAGAUUCAGAAGUCCUGACACAUGAUGUUCCCUACCAUGAUUACUUCUAUACCCUGAACAGAUACCAUAUCAUCCGAUCCUCAAAACAGAAAUGCCGGCUGAGAGUUUCCACUGAUUUGAAAUACAGAAAACAACCAUGGGCCAUUAUCAAAUCUCUAAUUGAAAAGAAUUCCUGGAGUUCCUUGGAGGACUAUUUCAAACAGCUUGAAUCAGACUUGUUAAUGGAAGAAUCUAUGUUGAAUCAGUCCAUUGAGGACACCGGAAAACUUAGUGGCUUGAGAAGGAGAAGGCGAACAUUCAACCGAACAGCAGAAACAGUUCCUAAACUUUCUUCUCAGUGUUCUUCUGGAGAUGUGGGCUUAGAUGCCAGAGGGGACAUUUCAGGAAAGAAAAAGGAAAUGGAAAGCUAUAACAUUGCCCUUAUUGUGGUGAUGAGUAUUUUUUUGCUGUUGCUAGUUUUGUUGAAUGUGACGCUGUUUCUGAAGCUGUCAAAGAUAGAAUAUGCUGCUCAGUCCUUUUACCAUCUCCACCUCCAAGAAGAGAGAUCUUUACAUUUAGCCUCUGAUAUGGUGUCAGGAGUGGAAAGUAUUCAAAAGAAAAAAGACCAGGCCCAUCAUUUAAAAGGAGUGCUCCGAGACUCCAUCUUGAUGCUCGAACAGUUAAAGAGCUCACUCAUUAUGCUUCAGAGAACUUUUGAUCUACUAAAUAAGAACAAGACUGGCAUGACUGUCGAAAGCUAG